This is a messenger RNA of Entelurus aequoreus (snake pipefish), 2821 nucleotides long. It is a transcript of the gene map7b, whose product is annotated as microtubule-associated protein 7b. Gene Ontology annotation, cellular component: microtubule cytoskeleton. Gene Ontology annotation, biological process: microtubule cytoskeleton organization. Bases 113 to 2590 code for a protein of 825 amino acids. The transcript is spliced from 20 exons. Lineage: Eukaryota; Metazoa; Chordata; Actinopteri; Syngnathiformes; Syngnathidae. The record is from RefSeq and is a predicted model, not a curated record.
AGGAGUCUGUAGCAUUAGCUGCCCUGUAUCCACGUUAUGAUUGAAGAGGAGGCAUCCGGUCACCGCAGGGUGGGAUGGCUGUGUUUAGCUAGGCAGAAGCUGGAGGUUUGCAAUGCCAGAAAGUAAACAGAGAGGACCAGGAAGAGGAGAGUGCUCCAAACGGAGUCUGAGGAAGGGAAGCAGCCGCUCAGCCAUCACCGCACUGUUUACCAUCACUGAGGAAGAGGAGGGACAGAGAUGGAAAGAUGGUAUCAGGAGGAAGACCAAAGCGUCCUACUAUCAGUCGGAGGAUGGCAGAGCAUCGUCAGCCACCCGGCCCGACUCGUCUGCCUCUGGACAGAUCUACACUCCCACUCCGACCUCCACGCCCACUCCCACCCGCACCGCCACGAGCACCAGCCCCAACAACCAAAGCACUGCAAUUAAAACAGACUCUUUGCUCUUCAACAAAACAGAUGAGAGGUUGAGGUUGGCCCGUGAGCGGCGAGAGGAACACGAGAAACAGAAUGCCAUCAAGGAGGUCGAGUGGCAGGCACGUGAGGAGCGAGCCAGGCAGCACUACCAGAAGCACCUGGAGGAGAGGAGGAAGAAGCUGGAAGAGCAGAGGAUAAAAGAGGACAAGAGGCGUGCCGCCGUGGAGGAGAAACGGCGACAGAAGUUGGAGGAUGACAAGGUUCGUCACGAAGCGGUGAUGCGGCGCACUAUGGAGAGGGGUCAACUUACCAGACCGAAGACCAACCGCUGGUCUUGGGGUGGCGCUCUGCACCCCAACAGGCCUGACACACCCACCGGUUUUGUCGAGUCUGCUUUCCUCUAUCCACUCGACCUUGAUGGACUGGAACACACGCAUGGUGCUUUCAGUCUCUCCCGCAGAUACGCAAUGACGUCCCAAUAUGCUGACAGACGCUCUGUGUCCACUGUGAAUUUAUCCAAACAUCACGACCCCGUCAUUACCAAGCGCCUGUCCUCGUCCUCAGCCACGCUGCUACACUCACACGACCGAGGACUUCAGACCAGAGCAACCUCCUCACCUGCCAUUAACAAAGCUCAGUCCAAAACCCACCUAUACCACGGGACCACCACCCUCCGCAAAUACACAGGCCCUCGCCGCCUGCCCCUGACGCUGUGGGAGAGCAAUAUGGUGAACCGUCUGCAGCAGCCAACACACUCCUAUCUGGCCCGUAGCCGCAGUGCCAUGAGUCUCACUGGAGAGCAAACAGCCAUGCCUGUAUGUCCUCGCUCAGUGUCCUGCCACCCCAUGGGCUCCAUGUCCUUCAAGACCAUGCAGACCCGCCCCCUCUCUCACAGCCGCAGCCAGGAAAGGUGUCUCAGCAGAGAGACGACCUCGUCCGCGCCCGCUCGCAGGAGGACCACAGGGACAACACAGCCGCCACAGAAGAGUCGCGACUCUGUGAGGAAGUCAUGGAACAACUUGUCUUUGCCUCUUGGUCCUGCUCUCACUUUACCUCUCAAAAUGCGCUCAUCUCCCCCAACCAAAAGGAACAGCUCAGCAUCCUCUCCCGGCAGGCCACCUCUUAAGGCCACAGGACGCCCUCCGACCCCCAAGAUGCUUAAGUCUCCGGGGGCAGAGGACCCUGGAAAUUUCCGCUCUGUCAGGGUGAUGUCGGACAUUCAUCGCCCUUCUACGCCCACCAAAACUCCAGAAGCGAAGGACGAGCAGGUCCUCAGUCCUCCUCAGCCGCUGGGCCACAAUAAGAGCAUCAAAGAGCAGUCAACAACAACAACCAGCGAAAGCAUAAGCAGUCCCUCCCCCCAGAAAACUUCUGCUGGGACCACAGAUCGGGAGGAGGCGAGCCGCAUCUUGGCAGAGAACCGGCGGCUGGCCCGCGAGCAAAGAGAAAGGGAUGAAGAGGAGCGGAAGCAGCAGGAGGAGCAAGCAAGGUUAGCCAGUGAGGAGAUUGCUCGUCGUAAAGCUGAGGAGCGAUUGAAAAGGGAGGAGGAGGCCCAGCGCCAAGCCGUGGAGAGAAGAAUGAAAGAAGAGGAGGACAGAAAGAUGGAGGAAGAGAGACUGCAGAAAGAGAGAGAAGAGGCAGACAGAGCCCAGAAACAGAGAGAGGAGGAGGAGUCUCGGCAGAAAGAGGAGGCGGAGAAACUGAAGCAGGAAAGAGACAAACACUUCCAGAAGGAGGAGGCUGAGCGGCUAGAAAGAAAGAAGCGUCUGGACGAGAUCAUGAGGAGGACGAGACGGUCAGACACGACAGAGAAGAAAGUCACGCCCAGCAAGAACAGUGACAGCACAGUGGCCGCCGCCUCUCCCGGCCCAUCUGAAGGAACACCGCCUACCUCCCUUCAUGGCAACGGCAACGGAUGCCCACCUGACCCCAACAGCAGCCCUUCCACACCUCCUCUGCAGAGGUCGCCGCCUUCAUGUCUCAGGGAGAACGGUGAGAUUGAGGAGGUGAUUGAACCACCUUCGCAUUCCAGGUUGACUCCUCCUCCUAGUAUAGACGACAAGGAGGAGGAUCAGCAGCAGCAGGGAGAGGUCAUGGCAUUCCGGGAGAACGGCCUUCCGAAGCCUCUGAUUGUUGUGGACGAUAUUUCGGCCCAGCAGGGAGCAGACGUGGCCUGAUGGUGUCGUAGGACGACGUGAUCCAGCUGCAGAGAGCCAGAAAGAGAGACUGUUUGUUUGCAGAGAUUUAUGUGGAAUCAAGACUUUCUAGACGGGCUCUUUUUCCGCCAUUGCUGACCCCUGCAAAGAGACACAACAGCAAGCACCCGUUUUGUUUCCCCCCCAAAGAUGGUGACUCUAAAGAUCGACCCCAUUAAACAUCUCAGGAGAGGAAUGCUUCUGCUCACAUGA